CAAGUGCAUCUUGUGUUUACAAACAAUGACGGCCGGCUGUACGUGCUGUUUGCCUGACACAGAUCGGUUUUGGUUGGCGGAUUCCCUGUAAAGUGAAAGUUGGAUUUGUAAUUCCAUCAAGUGUAUAUUGUUAACAUCUAUUAAUUCCAAUCAGUUUGUUGUUUUUGUUGAAUGACGACUUUAAAUAUUUAAAAUGGAAGGGGGUGGUGUAUCGCGAUUAUCGAUUUUCCUUGUUUCCAAACCUCAGUCACUUUUGUGUUAGAAGCAGGGGAGCUCAUAACCUACGCCAGUAGAGAAACUUACAACCGGCCGUCCACCAUGUUUACCACGUAGUCUUUUUGACAAGUGGUAAACCUACUAAAAACUGUUAUAAGUUUGUAAAUUUAGAAAUCACCGAAUCAAAUUGUUUCCAAGAAAUGGAAGUUCCUUGCCCAGAUAUGCAGCUCAUAAGGAGGGAGCCUCAAACAGUUUCAAUGCUUGGCAAAACGUAUGGAUGUGGACAGUGUUCAGCUCCUCCGCCUGGAGCGCUGGGAGCAGCGCCGGGCCCCGUGGCUCCAGCCGUGCCUGUGGCGGGGAUGCCACCCGGCGCCAUGGGCUUGCUUCCGCCGCAGCAGCCGCCGCAGCCACCCGAUCUUCCCAUGUUCAACUGUCCUAGAAGGCCUAACCUUGGCAGAGAAGGUCGCCCAAUUGUUUUGCGUGCCAAUCAUUUUCAAAUCACAAUGCCCCGUGGGUUUGUUCAUCACUAUGACAUCAACAUCCAACCCGACAAGUGUCCACGCAAAGUCAACCGAGAGAUCAUUGAGACUAUGGUCACAGCAUACAGCAAGAUCUUCGGAAAUCUGAAGCCAGUCUUCGAUGGACGCAGCAACCUGUACACUCGAGAUCCCUUGCCCAUUGGCAAUGAUCGAAUGGAGCUCGAGGUGACACUUCCGGGCGAAGGCAAAGACCGUGUGUUCCGCGUGGCGAUCAAGUGGCUGGCGCAGGUGUCGCUGUUUGCGCUGGAAGAGGCACUGGAAGGCCGCACGCGACAGAUCCCCUACGACGCGAUUCUGGCGCUCGACGUUGUGAUGCGGCACUUGCCCUCCAUGACCUACACUCCGGUCGGCCGCUCCUUCUUCUCAUCGCCCGACGGCUAUUAUCAUCCGCUCGGAGGCGGCAGAGAGGUAUGGUUUGGUUUCCAUCAAUCGGUGAGACCGUCGCAGUGGAAAAUGAUGUUGAACAUUGACGUGUCUGCUACGGCGUUCUACAAAGCUCAGCCUGUGAUAGAGUUUAUGUGUGAAGUGCUGGACAUUCGCGACAUUAAUGACCAGCGAAAGCCGUUGACUGACUCCCAACGUGUCAAAUUUACCAAAGAAAUAAAAGGCUUGAAGAUAGAGAUAACGCACUGCGGCACGAUGAGACGCAAGUACCGCGUCUGCAACGUCACGCGCCGUCCCGCCCAGAUGCAAUCGUUUCCUUUGCAGCUGGAGAAUGGGCAAACUGUGGAGUGUACAGUGGCCAAGUACUUCUUAGACAAGUACAAAAUGAAACUGAGAUACCCCCACCUCCCUUGUCUUCAGGUCGGACAGGAGCAUAAGCAUACGUAUCUUCCUCUAGAGGUGUGCAACAUAGUGGCAGGGCAGCGGUGUAUCAAGAAGCUGACAGACAUGCAGACGUCGACGAUGAUCAAGGCGACGGCUCGGUCGGCGCCGGACCGCGAGCGAGAAAUCAACAACCUGGUGCGUCGCGCCGACUUCAACAACGACGCCUACGUGCAGGAGUUCGGCCUCACCAUCUCCAACAACAUGAUGGAGGUGCGCGGUCGGGUGCUGCCGCCGCCCAAGCUCCAGUACGGCGGACGCGUCAGCUCGCUCUCGGGCCAGCAGGAAUUUCAGGGCUGCAAUGUGCUGCAGACGAAGCAACAAGCGAUGCCGAACCAGGGUGUGUGGGACAUGCGCGGCAAGCAGUUCUUCACUGGCGUCGAAAUUCGAGUAUGGGCUAUUGCCUGCUUCGCUCCACAACGCACUGUGCGUGAAGAUGCACUCAGAAACUUCACUCAACAAUUGCAGAAGAUAAGCAACGAUGCUGGCAUGCCAAUUAUCGGCCAACCUUGCUUUUGCAAGUACGCAACUGGCCCGGACCAAGUAGAGCCGAUGUUUCGGUACCUGAAAAACUCUUUCCAGGCUCUUCAAUUGGUCGUCGUUGUUCUUCCAGGAAAAACGCCAGUAUAUGCCGAAGUGAAGCGAGUAGGAGAUACCGUACUGGGGAUGGCGACCCAGUGUGUGCAGGCCAAAAAUGUUAACAAGACUUCACCACAGACCCUCUCCAAUCUUUGUCUGAAGAUCAAUGUAAAGCUUGGUGGAAUCAACAGCAUACUUGUUCCUAGCAUCAGACCCAAGGUGUUCAAUGAGCCGGUGAUAUUCCUGGGAGCGGACGUGACGCAUCCGCCGGCCGGCGACAACAAGAAGCCGUCGAUUGCGGCGGUGGUCGGCUCGAUGGACGCGCACCCCAGUCGCUACGCGGCCACCGUCCGAGUGCAGCAGCACCGGCAGGAGAUCAUACAGGAGCUCAGCUCCAUGGUCAGGGAGCUGCUCAUCAUGUUCUACAAGAGCACUGGCGGCUACAAACCGCAUCGCAUUAUUCUAUACAGAGAUGGCGUAUCCGAGGGACAGUUUCUUCAUGUUCUACAACAUGAGCUUACUGCUAUCAGAGAAGCGUGCAUCAAACUUGAAGGAGACUAUAAGCCUGGAAUCACAUUCAUUGUUGUUCAGAAAAGACAUCACACAAGGCUGUUCUGUGCAGACAAGAAAGAGCAGUCUGGCAAAUCAGGCAACAUUCCAGCUGGCACAACGGUUGAUGUGGGCAUCACACAUCCCACUGAGUUCGACUUCUACCUCUGCAGUCAUCAAGGUAUUCAAGGCACAAGCAGACCGAGCCACUACCACGUGCUGUGGGAUGACAACCACUUUGACUCGGACGAGCUGCAAUGCCUCACCUACCAGCUGUGCCACACGUAUGUGCGCUGCACGCGCUCUGUCUCCAUCCCCGCGCCCGCCUACUACGCGCAUCUCGUCGCCUUCCGCGCACGCUACCAUCUCGUCGAGAAGGAGCACGACAGUCACGGUGACUGUUUCAGUGGCGAGGGCUCCCACCAAAGCGGCUGCAGCGAGGACCGCACUCCCGGCGCUAUGGCACGAGCCAUCACUGUUCACGCCGACACUAAGAAGGUCAUGUACUUCGCUUAAUCACCCACCACCAAAAACCUGUUGCACCUGGAAGCUCAACAACUACAGUAUUACUCAUCAUUGUGUAUACUUUUUAACGGGUCUAAUGUCCCUCAUGCAACGUCGAAUUUGCAUUUUUAAUUUAAUUCUUAGUAGUAUUUUUAUUAGUGAACUAAGGUUUUAAUUUUUCCAUUUCCAUUGAAUAACCGUUUCAUCACAAGAAUUUGAUCUCCUCAUGAGAAACCCUGUUACAAGUGAACAUUUUAUUAUUUGCUAUUAUUGAACAUCUUCUAUGGCGUGUGCUAGCGUUGUUGUAUGGAAUGGAAUUAUGCCUCGCCGAUAAUUUGCCAAUCAUACAUUCAAUAAUAUAUCACUGCAACUCAAAUCUGUCCUCCGCUGUAAUCCUCAAUUAUUGGUGUUUCAGAAUUCUAGUCACUUUUAGAACUCGAAGAAUGCAUUAUUAUUAUUAAUCCAAUUUCAAUUUGGUUUUUAAACGUAUGCAUGAAAAUUAAAUUCCAAUCCAUGUUUUUCUUCUAUCAACGAAACACAACAUCAUAAUCUAACCUAGUCUUGGUGUCUUUAGAUACUUUUUAACUUAGUUUUGACAUUUGAUCAUAGAAAUAAAUGUUUCCAAGUGCAACUUGUGUUAUUGACGAAACAUCAUUGAAGUCGAAGGCUAAUGAAAUUAUUAUAUUAACCUCAUUCUAUCAGUUUUGGAUGUGUGCUUGAUAUCUUUUAAUCAAAGAUCAAUGAGGCAAUAAACGAGAGGAGCAUUAGUUUAAGUGACAACCAUAAAUAUAUAUAUCUGACAAAAUUGUACAUUUUAACCUUAUACUUAAUAUUAUUGACUAUGUCAAUUUUGAAAUAUAUUUAUUAAGGUGUAAAUUUGUUAUUGUAUAACUUACCUAUUCAUGGUGUUGAAACCAUGAUUUUUUAUUGUAUGGUUACACAUACGGACAGAGCUAUGCAAACAGAGCCAGACUUCCUUGAAGACGACUGUCUUCAUUGAACAUUUGCUACGUUUUCUAUAUUCAAUUUCCAUUACCUGCUUUUCAAACCGUUCCAGAUUUGUGAGCUUCUUGGAAUCUCAUUCCAAACAAAUGAUGAACAUUUUUGACACAAUAUCAUGAAAUAAAUAAAUGAAAAUGCUGAUUAUUGAUAGCUAGUUUGUACACGAAAUAGUGUUAUAAUUUUUAUUUUAUAAGUAGGAUAAUAUCACCCAAAAUGUAUGUUUCUAUCAUUAGAGUUAUAUGCGUGCGUUUAUUGUAUAAAUGUAACCUGAGUGAAUAAAUUGUCAAAUUUAUUAUCAACGUUGACAUAGUAAUGUUCCAUUAAAUUAAACUUAUUCGCUUAUAUUAUUUUCUUAAAACAGUCUAAUUGCAGUCAUCGAAGACAUUCCAUUUUAUUGAUUGUUUGAAGGCUUACGGAUUAUUUACUUGAUCUCUAAAACAUUGAUUUUAUCAUUCUCAUGUCAGUUUUCAUUUUAUUAUUUUGCAAAAUCUUCCAUUGGCGGAAAGAUAGGCAUGGAAAUGAUAAUAUUAUUAUCAGAGGUUUUAUUUGUUAUCGUGCGAUUAGCUUUUAGUAAUUUUGAAAUUAUUGGAUUUGUUCAAAGAUAUUUUGUUAAUCAUAAGGGAAUCUUCUGCCUAUAUUCACUGUGUAAAUAAUUUUAUCAGAGAUUUUGUAAAAUUGUUUCACAACUAAAUAAAUAACAUAAUAACUCAAGCUCAUUGCAUCAGCAUCUUAAUUCAAAUCCGUUUUAAUUAAUCAAUGAAUAUCAGAAUGUAAUGUUUUUACUCAUUCUUAAGUUAUGUUGAAUUUGAUUAUUAUUUUGGUAUUUAGAACUUGUAAAUUCAAAAGAAUAGUUUGUAUAAAUAUUCUUGGACUGAAAUUUUUUCGGGAAUUCAGAAGACAUAACCUUAUUUCGGACUCACCUAAAUUAGGGAGAGAAAUAGUACAAGUUAUUCUUAGUUUUUCUCUCCCGAUCUGUGCUUCAUUGUAAAAAAGAAUAAAUAAAUGAUCAAAAACAUCUUAAUUUAGCAUUUUUCCAAUCUUAAUUUAAAAUAUUCAAUUUUAUAAAUCCUCUUUAGAAUCAUUUUUACGGCAUCUCUAAUAAUUUGUUUUACUAAACGAUUAUCAUAGUGUAAAAACGUGAUUGCAUUUGGCUUUAAAAUUGUUUAAUUCGAUGAAUUUAAGUAUUCUUAAAUAUUCAAUCAAUUAAUCUCUUGUCACUUUUGAUCGCAAUACUGUCCUUUUUCUAUUUUUAUUUACCUAAAUAUUCCACUUUAUUGUAAAGUAAUUUCUACUCAUGAUAGCAAAUUCUCAAUUAACGUAUCGAAUAAUAAUUAUUAUAAUUAACGUGGUAUCGGAUAAAACUUCGAAUACUGCACUUCCAUGUAAAGGAAAACUCAUUCUGAUUGACCAAAAGUUUUAGUACUUUUUUGGAUUAUUUCUGUUGAAUAGUUGAUUAGGUUUUCUAUAUAUUAUUAUUAUUAUUAUUAAUCGAUGAACAAGAUUUGUCUUGAAACUUCCGUAAUACAUUAGAAUAUGAUACAGUCUUCUGUUAAUUGAAUUUAAAAUGUCUUUGCCCCCUAAUUUUAUCAAUUUUUGCUAUCUAUUUGAGUAGUAGUUUAAGUUGAAGCGAAUAAUUCCAUUGAUAGCAAAACAAAGUAAACCUUCGAUAGAUCAAUACUUUGACAUUCAAAAUGAAUGAAAAAUUUUUAUUAUAAUGGUUUAAUAUUUGAUUAAUUUUUAAUUAUUAAUAGAUGAUAUUUAUGGUAUUAAUAUAAGUUGGUAAAGUGUUCUAUUUAACUAUAAGACAAGAGUUGAUAUCAUUGAAUGACUUAUUUAGAUUAUAAUUAUAUUCUUAUUUUGGAAGAAUUCCAAAUGUUUGUUGUUCUUGGAUGAUGUUUAGAAUUUCUUAACAAUCAUUCAAAAUAAGUUAUAAAAUCAAAAGUCCUUAUUAAAAAUAAAAUUAUUGAAUGACACAAUUAUUCAUUUGAAAAUGUACAUACUGGUAUAUUUUAAAACUAAAUAUUCUAAAUUUGUAGGUUUUCAAAUAUAAAAAUUGAAGAGGUCGCUGAUGUUAAACUAAUUGUCGUUUGCUAUUCUUAUUAUUGCUUUGAUACUAAUUGACAUAAUGCAGUCAGUAAUGUAUUACUUGUAUGUAGCGAUUUGUAAGAUUUCCUUUAAAAAAUACCGAUAAAAUUAAUUAUACCGAUUAAAUACCGAUAAAUAUCGGUAUUUAUACCGAUAGAUAUCGGUAUUUAUACCGAUAAAUACACUAAAAUUACCGAUCUUAUUUCGACAACUAACUGAUCGUAGCUCAUAUUCGUUUCAUGUUCUACAGGAAAGCUUUAGGCUUUUUAUAAGGCGGCAGCUAACUUACCUAUUAUUUUUUUAGCAUUCGAAAUGAGAGAUUUGUAUACUGAAAUGUGUUUUGAAUGGGUCCACCAACAAUCUUGCUAUUUGAUGAAACAUGGAUAAAAUAUAUUUUAGACUAACAGGUAACAUGUGCUCCGCAAGGGUCUAAUCAAAAACUUGGCAAACUGAAACUUCAACUACCGUACUGAAAUCUUUAAGAUUUUAAAAUAGGCAUAUAACCAUCCUUGGCAAAUAAAGAAUCAAUAUGCAAAAUUUCAAGUUAAUCAGUCCAGUAGUUCAGACAUGAUGGUGAGCCUUUUUCGUGAAUUUCUUAUCUGGUACGUGUAUUAAUCAAAUUCUUUCCUUUAUUAUUUUAUAGAUUAAAUUUUUUCCAGUACCAAAAAGUUGUAUCAUGGGAAUCUUAAAAAAUGUUGAAUUGUAACUGCAAAAAUAUUAUUAAUUUCAUAUCAAGUAAAAAUAAUUCAUCAUAUGCCCCCCUCCACUUGUGUUGAAAGAUAAUUUUUUACCAGCUUGUUGAAGACGUAAUCGUAGAAGUAUUAUCAGUUAAUCUGCUAUUCAAGUAUUAUAUUUUAUUUUAUUCAAUUUGUUACUAAUCAAAUAUUUUUAUUCCAUGAUUCUCAAUUUCAACUGAUAAGUUAUUACUUCUAUGGCAUCAAAGGGUUGUUUACAUGAUGCAGUUAAUCAAAUGAUAUCCUUUCUAAAAAUGUCAAUUUUGCCAUCAAAAUCCAUUGAAGUUUAUAUUAUUGAUAACAUUUUUAUUAUUUACUUUUUUGUGUCGAGUCGCCGAAAAGCAUGUUCAAUACCCAACAUCUAUCCAUAAUUUAUUAUGUUGUGUAGGAUAUUGAAUAAUAAUAAUGUGUGAGAAUUGGAAUAAUGAAUUAUUGUUCUCGCUUUGAACAAAUUAUUAAUAAUAAUUGGUGACAUUUCAAAAAUGUAAAAUUUAAUGUUAUUUGUCAUUUCAAUAGUUCUCAAUAGUAGUUAAGGAAAAUAAAAUUUAUAUUUGUGUUUCUGUAAAGAAUUAUAAGAAAUGGUUCAUUUUAAUAA
Nilaparvata lugens (brown planthopper) is the source of this 7628-nucleotide messenger RNA. RefSeq names its product protein argonaute-2 (gene AGO1). The transcript has 17 exons. Gene Ontology annotation, molecular function: RNA binding; protein binding. NCBI's taxonomy places the organism in Eukaryota, Metazoa, Arthropoda, Insecta, Hemiptera, Delphacidae. The coding region runs from base 417 to 3224 and encodes 935 amino acids. The record is from RefSeq and is a predicted model, not a curated record.